GAAUUCGGAAGCUGCCUUCGGACGAGCUCAGACAGACUUGGAAACAUGAACCCCGUCGCUGGUCUUCCUUUUCGAGCGAGCGCCGCCACCCCUCCCUUCCCAUCCCGCUGCCGAGCAGCGCCCCAGCUCCCUCGCUCCGUCUCUCGUCUUCCUCCUCGUGCGAGCGCCUCCACCGCAGGCAAAAAUCAAGGUAGUGCGGUCGCCCUACCUUGCCCUACCUGGUCCUCCGCCCUUGGUUUGUACGAGCGGGAGAGGUUAGGCCUCUCACGAUAUGCAGACGAGGAGUCCAAAGAAGACAUUUUCUGGGAAACCUUGGAUGCUGAUUUGCAGUACUGGACCAGAUCCCUGCGCCCAGUGCAGGUAUAUAUAUAAGUGGUAUCCUGGUCAUAUUGCAAAAACAGAGAAGGAACUGAAAGGACAGUUGAAGCUUAUGGAUGUUGUCAUUGAGGUCCGUGAUGCUAGGAUUCCUUUAGCCACCACCCACCCUAAGAUGGAUUCCUGGUUAGGCAACCGGAGAAGGAUCAUAGUAAUGAACCGUGAGGACAUGGUGUCGGCUGAGGACAGAAAUGCGUGGGCUACUUACUUUUCUAGUCAGGGUAUCAAGGUUAUGUACUCAAAUGGGCAGUUGGGCAUGGGUACAAUGAAAUUAGGCAGAAUGGCAAAAUCAGUAGCAUCUACUGUGAACACAAAGCGAAGAGAAAAGGGGUUGCUUCCUCGUCCGGUUCGAGCUGGAAUAGUUGGAUAUCCAAAUGUUGGCAAAUCUUCCUUGAUUAAUCGCUUGCUAAAACGAAGAAUGUGUCCAGCUGCACCUAGACCAGGUGUCACAAGAGAGCUGAAGUGGGUUCGUUUUGGGAAGGAUCUAGAGCUGUUAGACUCGCCUGGAAUUUUGCCAAUGAGAAUUAGCGAUCAGACAGCUGCGCUUAAGCUUGCUAUAUGUGAUGAUAUCGGGGAAAGGUCAUAUGAUUUUGAUGAUGUGGCAGCGAUUCUUGUACAGCUAUUGUUAAGACAUCCAGCAGUGGGUUCAGAAGCAUUCCGAAAGCGGUACAAGAUCAAUGUAGACAGUGACUGUGGUAAAAUGUUUGUCACGAAGCUCUCCCUUCACUUGUUCAAUGGUGAUACCAGCCAAGCAGCUUUCCGCAUCUUGUCUGACUUCCGGAAAGGCAGAUUUGGUUGGGUGGCCCUAGAGAGACCUCCAACAUGAACAAUGGAUGCGGAGUACGAACACAUUGAUCGGGUGGCCCUAGAGAGACCUCCAACAUGAACAAUGGAUGCGGAGUACGGACACAUUGAUCGCAAUGUCUUUUGUUGCGCCACUGUAGAUUAAUUUCUCUGGACCUUGACCUGUGUGACAGAUGAAGAGUGAAUUGACAGUAGGGUGGCUAAUAUCCCCAGAGGACAAGCGGACAAAACAUCAGAAAUAACCCUUUUGGCUGUCUAGAGGUCUGAGCUGAUAUGUAUAAGCAUGUGACAUAUUGGUUAACUUGUCUACAUAUUUGUAAGCUGUUGCAGAAUAAUUGUGUGGAAUAAAACUUUAUUUCAAUCUUGCACAAUUA
Molecule: messenger RNA, 1553 nt
Organism: Brachypodium distachyon (stiff brome)
Lineage: Eukaryota; Viridiplantae; Streptophyta; Magnoliopsida; Poales; Poaceae
Product: DAR GTPase 3, chloroplastic
Exons: 9
Coding region: 272-1201 (309 amino acids)
Cellular component (GO): mitochondrion
Molecular function (GO): GTPase activity; GTP binding
Source: RefSeq, a predicted model, not a curated record